This is a messenger RNA of Trypanosoma rangeli, 1416 nucleotides long. RefSeq names its product putative hexokinase. Lineage: Eukaryota; Euglenozoa; Kinetoplastea; Trypanosomatida; Trypanosomatidae. Gene Ontology annotation, molecular function: fructokinase activity; D-glucose binding; glucokinase activity. The transcript has a single exon. The record is from RefSeq and is a predicted model, not a curated record. Gene Ontology annotation, biological process: intracellular glucose homeostasis; glycolytic process; glucose 6-phosphate metabolic process. Bases 1 to 1416 code for a protein of 471 amino acids. Gene Ontology annotation, cellular component: mitochondrion; cytosol.
AUGGCGACGCGCCUGAACAACCUGCUGCAGCACAUCGCUGUGAAGGACAACGACAGCGACACGAUGCGGCACGUGAAGCAGCGCAUGGCGAUGGCGUCCCUCGCGAGCCAGUUCACGGUGAGCAAGGACCACCUCAAGCAGCUGACGAUGUACAUGAUCCACGAGAUGAUCGAGGGGCUUGAGGGCCGCGAGAGCACCCUGCGAAUGCUCCCGUCGUACGUGUUCAAGGCGGAUCCCAGCAAGGCGACGGGCGCCUUCUACGCGCUGGACCUCGGGGGAACGAACUUCCGUGUGCUGCGUGUGUCGUGCAAGGAUGGGAGAGUGGUGAGCCGUACGGACUCCAAGUUUGUGAUUCCGCAACAGGCGUUGCAGGGUGAUGCAGCGGAUCUCUUUGACUUUGUCGCGAGCAGUGUGAAGAAGGUUAUGCAAGAUAAGGCCCCGGAGGAUUUGAACCGUACCUUGCCGCUUGGUUUCACCUUCAGCUUCCCGACGGAGCAGAAGAGCAUCAACCAGGGUGUGUUGCUCAAGUGGACGAAGGGCUUUUCGACGAAGGGUGUGGAGGGCAAGGACGUGGUGGAGCUACUGCAGACCUCACUGAGGCGUGUCCACGUGAAGGUGGAUGUGGUGGCGCUCUGCAACGAUACUGUCGGCACGCUCAUUGCACGCUACUUUGUGGACCCCGACGCGCACGUGGGUGUGAUUAUUGGUACAGGCUCCAACGCGUGCUACUUUGAGGAUGCCUCCGCGGUGAAGAAGGAUCCCGCCGUGGCCGCGCGCGGCGCGGCACAGACGGUGAUCAACAUGGAAUGCGGGAACUUCGACUCCAAGUACAAGUUCGUGCUGCCCUGCUCUGCGUACGAUGAGGCAAUGGACGCCAUCACGCUCAAUCACGGCUACCAGGCGCAGGAGAAGAUGGUGUCCGGCAUGUAUCUUGGCGAGAUCGCCCGCCGCAUGAUUGUGCACCUCGCCGAGCUGCGCUGCCUAUCACCCUCCCUGGCGUCCGCGAUGGCCAAGCCGUGGAGCUUCGAGACGAAGUUCAUGGGUAUGUUGUCUGCGGACCGCAUGCCCGGGCUGCAGUUCACACGCAGCGUCAUCCGCAAGCUGUUCAACGUGGACGUGCCGAGCGUGGAGGACUUGCAUGUGAUCCGUGACGUUUGCCGCCUGGUGCGUGGGCGCGCUGCACAGAUCAGCGCCAUGUUCUGCAGUGCGCCGCUCGCGAAGACGCACAAGCAGGGCUGCGCAACGGUCGCUGUUGAUGGGUCUGUGUACGAGAAGACACCGUCAUUCCGCCGCCUGCUGCAGGAAACAAUGAACGUCAUUCUCGGCGCGGAUUGCAACGUGAAAAUGGCUCUUGUGAAGGACGGCAGCGGCAUUGGCGCCGCCUUCAUCUCUGCGCUGGCCGUCAACGACAAGUAG